This is a messenger RNA of Anoplophora glabripennis (Asian longhorned beetle), 609 nucleotides long. Its product is annotated as vicilin-like seed storage protein At2g18540. Lineage: Eukaryota; Metazoa; Arthropoda; Insecta; Coleoptera; Cerambycidae. The transcript has a single exon. The coding region runs from base 1 to 609 and encodes 202 amino acids. The record is from RefSeq and is a predicted model, not a curated record.
AUGGAUCUUAGAAGUGGAAAACAAACUGGAGAAGAAUCAAGUGAGUCUCUAUCAGAGCAAGAAACGACAAUGGAACCAGGACCAAUGACAGGAAGAGGAAGAAAAUCGGCAAUACAAAAUAUGUUAGAAGAUAUGAUGAAAACCAUAGAAGAAGAUAGAAAAAGGCAAGAGGAGGAUAGAAGAAGACUGGAGGAAACAAUAAAACAAGGUAGAAAAGAAGAUUUACAAAAAUUAGGAGAAGGAAGAAAAGAAGAUUUACAUAAAUUGGAACAAGAAAGAAAAGAAGAUUUAAAAAUAUUUGAACAAGGAAGAAAAGAAGAUAUGGAAAUAAUGGUAAAAGUAAUAGAAAAAAAAGUACAAUCCAUCAAGGAAGAAAUUCGACGGGAAACACAAACAUGGAAACAAGAUUUAAAAGGAGAUAUUGAAAAGACAGAACAGGAGAUAGCAAUGGUAGCUGAAAUGAGCACUAUUGGAAGAAACGUGUCGAAGAAUACUCACAACAUUGAACAAGUGAAACGACAGGUGGAAGAUAGAGUAAGUGGGAAUAGAAACGAGAUGGAAGUGGAAAGAAGAAGAACAAAAGAACAAAUAGAAGAGCUCCAAAAAUAA